UCCCCGUCGCCGGCUGCGGGAGUGGCGGAGACGGAGGCGGCUUCCACUACCCCUGUUCUGGAUGGAGAGUCAAGUUCGCCACCUCCGGCAGGACACCCCCUGGCCACCGAGGCGCGAGGGCAUCGGCGGCAAGACCCCCAGGGUCGCCGCCGCUGCCGUCGCGUGUUCGCCGCAAAAAUCAUGGGGUGGUUACCGCCAUUCCCAGUCGCCGCAACCGAGCAUUACGCUACGGCGACGAUCUGCGUGAAAACAACCUGAAACGAGGGAGCGAUGCUGCGAGCGAGCACACGAUGCAGAGCUGAACAGCUAGGACAUGGCAUCAGGUGAUGGAACGCGGCUUGCUUGGGAACCUGCAAAGUCAACUAGAUGCGAGUUUGCUACCCAUAAUGCAGACAUGACAGCUUCGUAAUCGAUGAGGUUCUUGGGUGGCUUCGGUUGCAGCGCAUCAGCACUUGAUCACACAUGAGGAUGAUUCUUGCUGUCUGCUGGUUCAACCCACCAAUUGCCUCCACCUCCUUCGCUAUAUAAAGAAGGAAACUGAAGCCUGGAAGACACAAUCGCAAUUUGCAGCAGCUUGCCUUCUCCUCCAUUUGCAGCUUGUUUCCCCAUACAAGCAUGGCUUACCACCAGAGAUCCACAAGCGUACCCUCGAGCCCUUGCUCCAACAAAGUCAGCAUUGAGGAACAGCUUCAGGGCCUCAAGUCAAUCGUCUGCUCACCUUCAGCGACCAUCGAAACCAUGGUUGAUUGUCUCAGCAAGAUUGGGAGCAUCUACAACCGCAUCAACGAGGUUACAUGCUUGCCUAGCAGCCAGAGGAAUGCAGUGGAGGAGGAGCUCGACCGCUCUCUCGUCCUGCUUGACCUCUGCAACGCAAUGCAAGAGAGCUUUGCGGAACUCAAGACCAGUGCCCAGGAGAUGCAGUCGGCUCUUAAAAGGGGAGACGAUGCGUCCGUUCAGAUCAAGGUCCAAUCUUACGCCCGCUCUGCCAAGAAGGCACAGAAGCAGUGCAAGAAGAUCAGCAACAAUGCUUCUUCUGACAAGGAAGGAUACAGGGUGAUCAAGCUGAUUGCUGAAGCAAGAGAAAUUGUCAUGGCAAUGCUUGAAUCGACAUUGAACCUCCUGUCGAAGCAACUUGUGAUGCCAAGUUCUAGCAAGUGGUCACUCGUCUCCAAGGCCUUCCAAAAGAAGACAGUUGUGUGCGAGGAGCAAUUGCAGGAGUUGGAGUUGGACAUUGUUGAUCUUGAGAGCGGAGUUGGGACUUUGUUCAGGACAUUGAUCCAGAGCAGAGUUUCUCUUCUGAAUGCUCUUAGCCUGUAGACAGAUCAUACAACUCUAACCCCCUGCGAUUAGCAUCCGCCUUUUAGAGGAUCUGCUGAUCAGCAAACAAUUUUGUUGUGUACAUAUAUAUGUGACACGAAGUGUAGAGAAAAUGAUUGAAUUGAGAGGCAAAGAUUUUGGUCCA
Molecule: messenger RNA, 1462 nt
Organism: Setaria italica (foxtail millet)
Lineage: Eukaryota; Viridiplantae; Streptophyta; Magnoliopsida; Poales; Poaceae
Exons: 3
Coding region: 616-1317 (233 amino acids)
Biological process (GO): shoot system development; root development
Source: RefSeq, a predicted model, not a curated record